UGCAAGCUGUAAUUGAAUGGAGCUCUUUUGGACCAUCUUCCUCUCUCCUUAACGAUUUACUAAUUAAUACUACCUUCCCCAUAUAAGCUUAGCUUCCAUUAUCAUCUCUCCCCAUGGAUUCUUCUUAAUUAAAGACUCUUCUUUUUUCUUUCUUUUCAAAUCUACCGACCGACAUUGAAUUCAUCACAACUUCAAAAUGUCGCCGCCAUUCGAUUGGUGGGCGAAGGAAUCGCAUACAGGAACGCCGGUGGUGAUAAAGAUGGAAAAUCCAAAUAACUGGUCAAUGGAUGAACUUGAAGGUACACCGGAGGAGGAAGAAGCUUUAUAUCUUGACUCCUCCGGCGAUAAUUCCGGCGUCAAUCAAAGACGGGAAAAGACUAAGAACAAGAACAAGAACGCGAAACAGCUCACAUGGGUUUUACUUCUCAAGGCUCAUAAAGCAGCCGGUUGUCUCACAUCCAUUGCUUCCUCAAUGAUUGGGAUAGCAGCCGCAAUUCGCCGCCGCGUGGCAUCUGGAAGAACAGACUCUGACGCCGACAAUGAUACCGUCGGCGGCGUAGGUUCUGCUGAGAAUAAGACUGUUAAAUCCAGGAUUUAUUUGUGCAUUAAGAUCUUCCUAUGUCUUUCUAUCAUGUUACUAGGUUUUGAGAUUGCUGCUUACUAUAAAGGUUGGGAUUUUGGUGCUCAUAAUCUUCAAAUACAGUAUCUAUCUCUAUUGACGAAUCCAUUUGAUGUUAAGGGUGUAUUUGAUUCGAUCUAUACGAGAUGGGUUUUAAUCAGGGUGGAGUAUCUUGCUCCUCCAUUACAAACGCUUACAAAUGUUUGUAUCUUGCUUUUCCUCAUACAGAGCUUAGAUAGAUUAGUUCUCUGUUUAGGCUGUAUAUGGAUCCGUUUGAAGAAUAUCAAACCGAUCCCUAAAGUAACUCCGGUCGAUUCAGAAUCCGGCGACGGUGGUUUCUUCCCCAUGGUUCUUGUUCAGAUCCCCAUGUGCAAUGAGAAAGAGGUCUAUCAACAAUCAAUCGGUGCCGCCUGCAAUUUAGAUUGGCCGAAAUCGAAGUUACUGAUUCAGAUUCUCGACGAUUCAGAUGACCCAACAGCCCAAUUACUAAUUAAAGGUGAUGUUCAGAAAUGGCAGAGAGAAGGCGCCAACAUUACUUACCGGCAUCGUGUUCUAAGAAACGGGUAUAAAGCAGGAAAUCUCAAAUCGGCCAUGAACUGCAGCUACGUCAAGGACUACGAAUUCGUUGCUAUUUUCGACGCAGACUUUCAACCCUCACCGGAUUUUCUCAUGAAAACAGUUCCCCAUUUCAAAGAUAAUGAAGAUGUGGGUUUAGUUCAAGCUAGAUGGUCAUUUGUGAAUAAAGAUGAGAACUUGCUAACAAGAUUACAGAAUGUUAAUUUAGCUUUCCAUUUUGAAGUUGAACAGCAAGUAAAUGGUAUAUUUCUCAACUUUUUUGGAUUCAAUGGAACUGCUGGUGUUUGGAGGAUAAAAGCAUUGGAGGAAUCUGGUGGUUGGUUGGAGAGAACGACUGUAGAAGACAUGGAUAUCGCAGUUCGAGCUCAUCUCCAUGGAUGGAAGUUCAUCUUCCUCAAUGAUGUCGAGUGCCAAUGUGAAUUGCCUGAAUCCUACGAAACCUACAGGAAGCAACAGCACAGAUGGCAUUCUGGACCAAUGCAAUUGUUUAGGCUUUGUUUGCCUGACAUUAUUAAAUCCAAGAUAGGAAUGAAGAAAAAGGCCAAUUUGAUAUUCCUCUUCUUCCUCCUAAGGAAACUAGUAUUACCCUUCUAUUCAUUCACACUUUUCUGCAUAAUCCUCCCCAUGACCAUGUUCAUACCAGAAGCUCAACUCCCGGCUUGGGUAGUUUGCUACGUUCCAGCAGCAAUGUCGUUUCUCAGUAUCCUACCUGCCCCCAAAUCCUUCCCUUUUAUCGUCCCUUACCUUCUUUUCGAAAACACAAUGUCUGUCACCAAAUUCAAUGCCAUGAUCUCUGGCCUAUUCCAGCUAAGCAGUUCUUACGAAUGGGUGGUUACGAAAAAGUCAGGCAGAUCUUCGGAAGGGGAUCUGGUUUCAUUGGAGGAGAAGGAACGAAAGCUGCAGAGGCAGCAUCAGAGGGGAAAUUCUGAGCCAGAUUUGGAGGCGAUGAAUGAAGAGAUAGAACUGUUGGAGAAGAGUUCGAAGAAGAAGAAGAAACAUAACAGGAUUUAUACGAAAGAACUGGCUUUGGCUUUUCUGCUACUAACUGCUUCGGCUAGGAGCCUUUUGUCGGCUCAGGGUAUUCAUUUUUACUUCUUGCUGUUUCAGGGAUUCUCUUUUCUUCUGGUGGGACUUGACUUGAUUGGGGAGCAAGUUCAGUAAAAUUGUUCUUAUUAUUGUUAUUGUUUUAUUUACUUGGGUUUAAUUCUUUAUGUAUCAAGAACAAAACAUUCCCCACUUAGUUUAUAGUUUAUGGAAUCAAUUCUUCUGUAGAUUUAACAAUAUAAAUCUAUUGUAAUUUUACUUUUUAACUUUUGAAUAAAGUUCAUGCCAGCCCAUUUGAACUU
Impatiens glandulifera is the source of this 2541-nucleotide messenger RNA. Its product is annotated as probable xyloglucan glycosyltransferase 12. Gene Ontology annotation, cellular component: Golgi apparatus. The coding region runs from base 197 to 2356 and encodes 719 amino acids. Gene Ontology annotation, molecular function: glycosyltransferase activity. The transcript is spliced from 5 exons. The record is from RefSeq and is a predicted model, not a curated record. Lineage: Eukaryota; Viridiplantae; Streptophyta; Magnoliopsida; Ericales; Balsaminaceae.